Molecule: messenger RNA, 923 nt
Organism: Drosophila rhopaloa
Lineage: Eukaryota; Metazoa; Arthropoda; Insecta; Diptera; Drosophilidae
Product: cilia- and flagella-associated protein 299
Exons: 2
Coding region: 149-856 (235 amino acids)
Source: RefSeq, a predicted model, not a curated record
UUCAAAAUAUUAUACAUUUUAAAUUACACUAAUAUCGACACAACAUCACAAUUUGACUGCCUUUUAGCAGCUUUUCGUUAGAGUUACUUGGUUCAAGUUGAAAAGUAAUUCAAUUAGCAACCCUCUUUAAGAUUUUGCGUUUUCCAUCAUGAGCCUAAUAAACUUUAAUACGUACCAGGAAUAUGUGGACAGUUUCAUCACCAUCAACGACAAACGCUAUUUGGGCAACCAAAAGGUCCAGAGAAAGCUGAUCGAAAAUGCCUGCGGAAAGAAUUGCCUGGGCAGUCUGCUAACUCGGGAGCAUUUCCACCAGCGAAAAGCAAUAGAGUUUCUCCUGCUGAGGCCACGCGGCUUAUGCGGAUUCCAUUUCUUUGGCGACUUUUUGAACCACGAUGACGAGGUCCUGCAGGAGAUUGCUAUCCGAGAGAAAAAACUGGUCCAGAAACAAAUUUCGACCGUUGUAUACCUGUUGAUGCGUUCGAAGAAGGGUCUGGAGAUAUCCAGUUUUUUCGAUCUGGAGCAGAGUAUGCGGGAGUCGCGUUGUCACAGUUCACAGAGUUACGUAGACUGGCGGGGUAUUUUCGAGGGCAGGGUAAAGUUGAUGCCAUCGAGACGCCAUCUCAGCUUCUUUGACUGGAACCAGAAUCGAGUGUCCUCGAACGACAGCGAUAAUUUCCAAGUGGUGAGAAAACGGGCCCACAGUCUGCUGAUAAAACACGUUGGUGAUCACAAGAUAUUCUGCGUCAAUGCCAACUGCGAAUGCCCAUAUACGAAAAAUGCCAACCGCGAAACGUAUUUCUCACACACCUAUGGAUAUGUCAUAUUUUUCGACCACAUAAUCAGGCGCAUUAAUUAGCGAUGGCAUUAAAACGUCAAUAAUGCUUAAUCGUGGAUAAAUAAAAAAUAAAAUAAAAUAAAAUGAA